Bufo gargarizans (Asiatic toad) is the source of this 4321-nucleotide messenger RNA. RefSeq names its product protein argonaute-1. The transcript is spliced from 19 exons. Lineage: Eukaryota; Metazoa; Chordata; Amphibia; Anura; Bufonidae. The coding region runs from base 71 to 2644 and encodes 857 amino acids. The record is from RefSeq and is a predicted model, not a curated record. Gene Ontology annotation, molecular function: protein binding; RNA binding.
AGCUGCAGCAGAGCUGCCAGGGACCAGGCAAUCUUGUACAGAAGGGCUGAGAGCAAGCUGGGUGGAUGGGAUGGAAGCUGGACCUUCUACACCAGCCCCAAGUGGGUUUGUUCCACCAUUACAGCAAGUGUUCCAGGCUCCACGCCGUCCUGGGAUUGGCACAGUUGGGAAACCAAUAAAGCUUCUUGCCAACUACUUUGAAGUGGACAUUCCCAAGAUUGAUGUCUACCACUAUGAAGUGGACAUUAAGCCAGACAAAUGUCCCAGGCGUGUCAACAGGGAAGUUGUUGAAUACAUGGUCCAACAUUUCAAGCCACAGAUAUUUGGAGACAGAAAACCAGUAUAUGAUGGAAAGAAGAACAUCUAUACAGUCACAGCAUUGCCUAUUGGUCAUGAAAGGGUUGAUUUUGAGGUAACUAUACCUGGUGAGGGAAAGGAUAGGAUAUUCAAAGUGUCCAUUAAAUGGAUGGCAGUGGUGAGCUGGCGUAUGCUCCAUGAAGCUCUGGGAAGUGGGCGAAUUCAGCUGCCUCUUGAAUCUGUGCAGGCGCUAGAUGUAGCCAUGAGGCACUUGGCUUCAAUGAGGUAUACUCCAGUAGGCCGCUCCUUCUUCUCACCACCCGAAGGUUACUAUCACCCGCUGGGAGGAGGGCGUGAAGUCUGGUUUGGGUUCCAUCAAUCUGUACGUCCAGCUAUGUGGAACAUGAUGCUCAACAUUGAUGUGUCUGCAACUGCGUUCUACAAGGCUCAACCGGUCAUAGAAUUCAUGUGUGAGGUUUUGGAUAUUCGAAACAUUGAUGAGCAGCCCAAACCACUAACAGACUCACAAAGGGUGCGAUUCACUAAGGAGAUCAAAGGUUUAAAAGUGGAAGUCACACACUGUGGACAAAUGAAGAGAAAAUACAGAGUUUGUAAUGUGACUCGUCGACCUGCCAGCCACCAAACGUUCCCGCUGCAGCUGGAGAGCGGUCAGACUGUUGAAUGCACAGUAGCCCAAUACUUUAAACAAAAAUACAAUUUACAGCUAAAAUACCCUCAUCUUCCCUGCCUGCAGGUGGGGCAAGAACAGAAGCACACUUAUCUACCUCUGGAGGUCUGUAACAUUGUAGCAGGCCAGAGAUGUAUCAAAAAGCUGACUGAUAACCAGACCUCUACUAUGAUCAAAGCAACUGCCAGGUCUGCCCCAGACCGACAAGAAGAGAUCAGUAGGCUGAUGAAGAAUGCAAGUUACAAUUUGGAUCCGUACAUUCAGGAAUUUGGAAUCAAAGUUAAAGAUGACAUGACAGAGGUUACAGGAAGGGUCCUUCCAGCACCCAUAUUGCAAUAUGGAGGAAGAAAUAGAGCAAUUGCAACACCAAACCAAGGUGUGUGGGACAUGAGAGGAAAGCAGUUCUACAACGGCAUUGAAAUUAAAGUUUGGGCUAUCGCUUGCUUUGCUCCGCAGAAGCAGUGCAGAGAGGAAGUGCUAAAGAAUUUCACAGACCAGCUAAGGAAGAUCUCAAAGGAUGCUGGGAUGCCCAUCCAGGGUCAACCAUGCUUCUGUAAAUACGCACAAGGCACGGACAGUGUGGAGCCGAUGUUUAGACACCUCAAAAACACAUAUUCUGGGCUCCAACUUAUAAUUGUUAUACUGCCGGGAAAAACACCAGUUUAUGCUGAAGUGAAGCGUGUUGGUGACACUCUUCUUGGCAUGGCCACUCAGUGUGUCCAGGUGAAAAAUGUUGUGAAGACCUCCCCACAGACCCUAAGCAAUUUGUGCCUAAAGAUCAAUGUCAAACUAGGUGGAAUCAACAACAUAUUAGUGCCUCAUCAACGCUCUGCGGUCUUCCAGCAGCCAGUCAUUUUCCUUGGAGCAGACGUUACACACCCACCAGCUGGUGAUGGAAAGAAACCCUCGAUCACAGCGGUUGUAGGAAGUAUGGAUGCUCAUCCAAGCAGAUACUGUGCAACAGUAAGGGUUCAGCGUCCUCGGCAGGAGAUCAUUGAGGACCUUUCAUACAUGGUUAGGGAACUUCUCAUCCAGUUUUACAAAUCUACACGUUUUAAACCCACUAGGAUUAUCUUCUAUCGAGAUGGGGUGCCAGAGGGACAGCUCCCUCAGAUUUUGCAUUAUGAGCUGCUGGCUAUCAGGGAUGCAUGUAUCAAACUGGAGAAGGAUUACCAGCCAGGCAUCACUUACAUUGUAGUCCAGAAGCGGCACCACACGCGCCUGUUUUGUGCUGAUCGCAGUGAGCGGAUUGGAAAAAGUGGUAACAUUCCAGCCGGGACAACUGUUGAUACCAACAUCACGCAUCCGUUCGAAUUUGAUUUCUAUCUGUGCAGUCAUGCGGGUAUCCAGGGCACCAGCCGCCCCUCUCAUUACUAUGUUCUUUGGGAUGACAACCGUUUUACAGCCGAUGAGUUGCAGAUCCUCACGUACCAGCUGUGUCACACAUAUGUGCGCUGUACACGGUCUGUAUCUAUCCCAGCUCCUGCAUAUUAUGCUCGACUGGUUGCAUUCAGAGCACGAUAUCACCUUGUAGACAAAGAACAUGACAGUGGAGAAGGCAGCCACAUUUCUGGACAAAGCAAUGGAAGAGAUCCACAGGCCUUAGCGAAGGCAGUGCAAGUUCACCAAGACACUUUGCGCACCAUGUAUUUUGCCUGAUGACUUGUCACUUUCCUAGUGGAUUAUAUCUAGAUGUGACUUGUUUGCCACAUCCCGUACCUCAUUGGCUCAAUAGUUGCGUUUCCUGGGAUCUCGAGCCUUACAAAAGAAGGGUACCUCAAAAUAAACUGAAAUACCUUGUGGGGUCCUCUGUGACCAACGUUGGAAUCACAUUUGACAAUGGUUACAUUUUUUUUUGUUGUUGCAUGUUGUGGAAAUGUAAGAGAGCACCACUUCAGCAGGUCUCUUCUGAUUGCCACAGAAAAUUUCUAGAAGACUUGAAAUGCAAUACUGCAGGCAGAAAAAAAUUACACUGAGCCCCCCUCCUCUCUCCAGGGGAAUAGAUCGAAUGUGCACUGCAAAAAAAAUACUAAAAGAGCUACAAGAAAAGACAAACAGUUUUGAGCCUUAAACAAAAGAUAAAUUCUGAUUCAAAUAACCAAGAAUCUACGAGGUAAACCAUGAGCAUCGAAGAUCUCCCUUGACAAUGCUCCUUUGUUCUGUAUUCCACACAAGACGUUCUAUGGAACGUAACCAGCACAAGAAUGUGGCUUGCUCAGCUAACCUUAGGUCAUCCAGUAGUUCUGUGGUGAUGUACAGGUGCAAGUCCUGGGAUACUUCGGGUUUAAAAUGUCUACAGGAAAGAGUCAAGCAUGUCCUAAUUAUAAAGUCAACUGCCAUGACACAGUAAAUACCUGCCACUUUUCCCCUGGAAUGCAAUAGUGCCAUAUGGUCUUCUUAUGACGAGGCAGAAUGGAGCUGGGUUAUUCAAAGCAAUAGGGUGUCCUUAUCCAGUGAUGACCUGACUCCAGCGUGCCUUCAUAUUGUGAAACCGUUUGAUGCAUUUGAUAAAUUCAGAUACUUUCACGUCACUAGUUUUAGUUGGUAGCGGUUAAAGAGAAUUGUGCAAAGUGCCUUGAACCCUUAAAGUGCUAGACAAGAGGAAAAUAAUCCUGCUUCUCCAGCUCUGCAGUGUGUGUACAUAGUUGGCACUAGAAGCACCAGCUCAUUGAUAAUUUGGCUAGAGCUGUGUCCAUCAGUCUUUGCGCAAUUACUACAAGAUGGUGUUUUCUGUAUGUAGCGGCUCUGCCCAGUUGCGAUACCAUAAGCAUAUAUAUGCUUCUCUGAACUACACAUCCUGCCUUUCCUGAGUUCAGAGAUAUUUUAUGGUUGAAUUUGUAUGAAAAUGUUACAAACAAAUGUUGUGUCAUCGAAAUAACCAUGCUGCCGACACAAAAGGGAGAAUAGUAUCUGCAACAUCCUAACACGAUCUAUACAGAAGAGGAAUGCUAUACUAGACCCUGGGAUAGGGUCACUACUACAGAUCUCAGCAGCUGAAGAAAAGAUUUAGCUUGCUAUGUAAAUGGGGGUUUACACUAUGGAGAUUCCUUCUCAACAUUGCAUAGACUCAUGUAGGGCUGCAGCAAAUGAUUAUUUUAGCAAUCGAGUAUUCUAUCGAUUAUUUUUACAAAUAAUCAAGUACUCUAAUAAGAAAAAAUGAAUUAAUAGACUGUUUUCCUUUAUAAAAACUCAUCAGACCCCCUGCCAUCAGUCCCCAACACCCUUCGUUCCCCCCGUGCGAUCAGCCCAUGCAUUAGUUCCCCCUAGUGCCAUCAGCUCCACUAUCCCCCAGUGCCAUCAGCUUCCCCCCGUGCCAUCAGCUCUGUUCCCCCAGUG